Corticium candelabrum is the source of this 876-nucleotide messenger RNA. RefSeq names its product CD63 antigen-like. The transcript is spliced from 8 exons. The record is from RefSeq and is a predicted model, not a curated record. Lineage: Eukaryota; Metazoa; Porifera; Homoscleromorpha; Homosclerophorida; Plakinidae. Gene Ontology annotation, cellular component: plasma membrane. Bases 8 to 799 code for a protein of 263 amino acids.
UCUCAGGAUGUCCGACAACGACUUGGAACUCUCCGACAACGACUCGGGACCCCCUGACAACGACUUGAGACUCUGCGGGCAUUUGAUCAGGAUGCUGCUUUAUCUCUUUAGCCUGACUUUUUGGGCUAUUGGAAUUUCGAUAACAUGGAUUGGUGCCAAAAUUUACAUGCAAUAUGGAGCAAUUGUAAAGUUGGAUAUUGACAACAAAUACGGAUGGUCAAUAGCGAUGCCAGCAUUAAUCAUUGCAGUCGGCGGCAUUGUUUUCGUUGUGCCUUUCUUUGCCUGUUGUGGAGCAAUUCGGAAGAACCGUUCUCUUCUCUAUACAUUUGCUGUUAUAUUGAGUUUUCUAUUUCUUGUAAAUCUGGCUGCUGUCAUUCUGGCUUUUGUGUACAAGGAAGAGAUCAAAGACGAUCUUGGUACUUUGAUGAAUAGUACACUCAGUGAGUAUGAGAGCAAUGAAGUGAUUAAAAGUGGUUGGAACAGUCUGCAAGCUGAUUGGCCAAAAUGCUGUGGGAUCAACGAGCCACAGGAUUGGAUAAGAGUGAUUGACAAGAUUCCUGAGAGCUGCUGUAUUGAUACGUCUCUUAACUGUACAAAUCCUGACUCUGCGGAUGUUCGGCAAAACGGAUGUCUAGGUGAUAUCCACGAUACUAUCGACAAUCUCUGGACAUAUGGAGGAGGAGUAGCAGGUGCACUGUUGUUUUUUGAGAUAUUGGGUGUUCUGAUGGCUUGCAAAUUGGCCAAAGACUUCAUGUCUGCAUACCAAAGUUUGGAUAAGAAAGUGAAUUGUCUGCCUUGAGAUUAUAAAUUUGGUUUUUGAUUAAAGUUGUGUUUUUACUGUUUUCUUAAACUAUGUCUGUUAUAAAUGGUAUGCAG